Messenger RNA from Myripristis murdjan (pinecone soldierfish), 2388 nucleotides. RefSeq names its product adrenoceptor beta 1 (gene adrb1). The coding region runs from base 107 to 1315 and encodes 402 amino acids. Gene Ontology annotation, biological process: norepinephrine-epinephrine-mediated vasodilation involved in regulation of systemic arterial blood pressure; adenylate cyclase-activating adrenergic receptor signaling pathway; positive regulation of MAPK cascade. The transcript has a single exon. Lineage: Eukaryota; Metazoa; Chordata; Actinopteri; Holocentriformes; Holocentridae. Gene Ontology annotation, molecular function: beta1-adrenergic receptor activity. Gene Ontology annotation, cellular component: plasma membrane. The record is from RefSeq and is a predicted model, not a curated record.
GGAACAGCACCGGGGCACGUGCGAGCGCGACAAGGGAGGAACGGCAGCCUCGCGCACUCGCUGCCUGGAUGAACUCGACCCGCUUGCACUCUCAGCGCAGCCCAUCAUGGGGGAUGGUGGCUCGCCGCCGCCGGUGAACUUCCAGAAUGGGACGGGGGGCACGGAGAGCGGCGCGGCGGACGCACCGGACGCUGCUGCGGGCGCGUCCGAGGAGUGGAUGGCGGGGAUGAGCUUGGUGAUGGGGUUCAUCGUCCUGACCAUCGUGUUCGGGAAUAUCCUGGUCAUCGUGGCCAUAGCCAGGAACCAGAGGCUGCAGACGCUCACCAACGUGUUCAUCGUGUCUCUGGCGAGCGCGGACCUCAUCAUGGGGCUGCUCGUGGUGCCAUUUGGCGCAGCGCUCGAGGUCCGCGGCUCGUGGCUCUACGGCUCCUUCUUCUGCGAGUUCUGGAUCUCCGUGGACGUCCUCUGCGUCACCGCCAGCAUCGAGACACUGUGCGUUAUCGCCAUAGACAGGUACGUGGCCAUCACCUCGCCUUUCCGGUACCAAAGCUUGUUAACCAAAGCCCGGGCCAAGGCGGUGGUGUGCGUGGUGUGGGCCAUCUCUGCCCUGGUCUCCUUCUUGCCCAUCCUGAUGCACUGGUCCCGGGACAGCGUGGACACAGCCUGCUACGAGGACCCCGAAUGCUGCGACUUCGUCACCAACAGGGCAUAUGCCAUUUCAUCAUCUAUUAUAUCUUUUUACAUUCCUCUGCUGGUCAUGAUAUUUGUCUACGCUCGGGUGUACAGGGAAGCGAAAAAGCAGCUAAGGAAGAUAGACAAAUGCGAGGGCAGGUUUCAUAACAACCUGAACGGCGUGACCUCCAAGUUCAAAAUGAACAAGAAGAGGCCGUCUAAGAUCCUGGCGCUCAGGGAGCAGAAGGCGCUCAAGACGCUGGGCAUCAUCAUGGGGACGUUCACGCUGUGCUGGCUGCCCUUCUUUAUAGUCAACGUGGUGCGGGUGUUUUGCGCCGAGGUGGUGGACAAGGAGCUUUUCGUCUUCUUAAACUGGCUGGGCUACGUCAACUCGGCCUUUAAUCCCAUCAUUUACUGCCGGAGCCCGGACUUCAGGAAGGCGUUCAAGAGGCUGCUGUGCUGCCCGCGGCAAGCCGACCGCAGGCUGCACAUCAGCUCGUGCGACCUGUCCCGGUGCUCCGGGGGCUUCGUCUCCGCUCUGGAGCCCGGCACCGGCAUGUGGCCAAACUGUGCCGAGCUGGACAACAGUGACAGCAGCAUGGAUGGUAUUGCAAAACUGUCUCAUUCUGAAUCACAAUUGUAAGAAAAAGAAAGGAAAAAAAAAACAACAACUUUUUUUUAUAUCCCGGGGCGGGUCUGGAAGAGCUGAAUAAAGGGCGUUGACUUUUUGAGCAUCGAGAAAAACACCUGCUUCGACGAAUCGGGUGGAGAAUAGCAAGGUAUGGACAUUUAAUUGCCAUACCUUUUUUCAAUACACCCCAAUGAAGGUGAAAAAUUAAGAAAAACUUCCCAGAUAGUUUUUUUUUCCCUUUUUCGGAAGCCAUAUCUUUAAACACAUCAGGAUCAAUGAGCUGCAUGAGCUGCUGCAGGAUGCUUUUGUGUAUCCCAAUAAUAUAUCUUCUCCUCUUGACCCCAGGAAUUUAUUCCACAUUAAUGGGUAUUUUGGUGGCAAAUGAAACUACAUGCAGGAACUCGGCCACAAAGUAGGUUUCAGUGAUUUGCCCCAUGUCCUGAAGUGCAUAUAGUCUAAAUGGCAUGCCCAGUGCAGCCACUUUGGACGGCCCUGUAUCACUUUAUUCAUGUCUGGUUUGUUUCUUAGCCACUGGCUGCAACAGACAGUGCAAAAUGCAGCUCAGUAGUGUCGUGAUAGCAGUGGAGGUAACCUUCAAUUUGCCCUAAAGGCCACUAAUAGGAGUCACAGUUUCCUCCACGUCAAGAGACAUGAUAGCCACCCAUGACGCCCCAAAUGCUCAGGCAUAAUCUACUGUAAAAUUAAAAUAUAACAUUAGGAGUUAUUUUAAAGUGUAAGAGUAUUGGUCACUGGCAAGGCAUUUGUUGGAAUGACUCUUUUCUGAUUGUAUUCUUGUGGUGUUCACUGUGUUUUUACCAUAUAGCCAAUGGCAAGUGCAAAUUGUACUGAAGGGUAUUUGUUUAUAUUAAACAUUUAUGUAAAAUAGACAUGUAUUUAUUCUGCGCUUUUUUACAACAAAGUAAGUUAUGGGCACAGGUGAAUGUGGCGGGUUCAGCAGGGCGUUUUCCCACGCCCUUUGUACAUAAUAAUUGUUCUUUUAGUACAGAGGUGAGGAAUUUGGAUAAACUCACAGUCUGUAUGUCUGCCUCUCUCUCUCUCCCAUUCAAGCUUACAUGCUAUUGUAA